UUUCAGCUGUCAACCUGAACGGAAGCAGCCGGAUUGAGCGCAAAGCCGUGUGUGUCUGGUCCACCGAAAUUUAUCACGACCGCCGCAAUUAAGACUCGACGACAACGACGACAACGACUCCCGCUUAGGAUCACCCAGGUCGGCUUGGUUUCCCACCCGCUUCGCAACCACCACCCUCCGAUCCUCACCCAUCCCCCCGACGAAGGGGACACCCACCUCCACCAUCCCGAGGCCGUUGCCUCCAAAUCUCCAAACCCAAACCCCACACCCACCCGGUGGGAAAGACCAAAAAAAAAGAAAAAAGGAACCAACCAUCCAACAUGGGCAUCCACUCGGUAGCCAACGCCUGCGCGCACCUCCAAAACGCGACGCGGGCGCACCUGGGGCUGACCUCGAUCCCCAACACCAAAUACAACCUGCGCCUGGCGCUCGCCCUGCACCGUGCAGGCCUGAUCGGGGCGGUGCGGCGCGGGGGCCCGCGCCCGCCGGGGCCGGAGGAGGAGCCGAACGAGUCGGAGGCCGUGACGACGGCCAACGUGGCGACGCGGCGGCUGUGGCUGGGGCUCAAGUACUGGGACAACCAGCCCGUGGUGCGCAACCUCGAGGCCGUGUCCAAGCCGAGCCGGCUCGUCUCCGCCUCCGUCUCCGACCUCAGCCGCGUCGCCCGGGGGUUCUCGGUCGGGCCCCUCAAGGGCCUCACCCUCGGCGAGACCAUGUUUGUGAGCACGGACCGCGGCGUCUUCGAGAUCCGCGAGGCGCUGGCGAGGAAGGCGGGCGGGUUGGUGCUGUGCCGGGUUUCAUGAGGGGGGUUGAGGGCAUGGGCUGUGUGUCGUGGGCGUGUGGUUCUGUGGGCGUUGAUCGGGGCUGCGAUCGAUCGAGAACGUGGGAAAACCGGAGGAAUACGGGCGUAAGGGAUGGGAGGUUAUGUACGAUACAUGCGGGCGAGGAGGAGCUAUCGGUGUUAGCAAGUGAUGAUUUGCAAGGGCAACGCAAACAUCUCCACCGCGUCCAGCUUCCGUAGUUUGGUCUCGCCGACAGCAUGCACGGCCUAGAGUUGUAGCCAAAUGUAUCAUAUUCCAUCAU
Molecule: messenger RNA, 1083 nt
Organism: Chaetomium fimeti
Lineage: Eukaryota; Fungi; Ascomycota; Sordariomycetes; Sordariales; Chaetomiaceae
Product: ribosomal protein S8-like protein
Exons: 2
Coding region: 321-803 (160 amino acids)
Biological process (GO): translation
Cellular component (GO): mitochondrion; ribosome
Molecular function (GO): structural constituent of ribosome
Source: RefSeq, a predicted model, not a curated record